AUGAUGUCCGAUUGCAACCCUCUACCUAACAACAAUAAGAGGAGGAGGAGGAAGACGAAGGAGUCUGGAUUACAGUUGUUGCCAGACGCGGUGACUUUGAGCUGCCUGGCUCUGGUGUCAAGACUGGACCACGCUGCCUUAUCUCUCGUCUCCAAGAGAUACCGCUCUCUCGUGGCUUCCCCUGAGCUCUGCCGCACGAGAUGGCUGACUGGUUGCACCGAGGCGUCUUUCUACGUCUGCUUACGCAUUCUUCCUGACCCAAGCCCACGCUGGUUCAUCCUCACUCCUAACCGUCGGCUCAGUCCGAUCCCCUCAAACCCCUAUUAG
Camelina sativa (false flax) is the source of this 327-nucleotide messenger RNA. The record is from RefSeq and is a predicted model, not a curated record. Lineage: Eukaryota; Viridiplantae; Streptophyta; Magnoliopsida; Brassicales; Brassicaceae.